Molecule: messenger RNA, 1080 nt
Organism: Serendipita indica DSM 11827
Lineage: Eukaryota; Fungi; Basidiomycota; Agaricomycetes; Sebacinales; Serendipitaceae
Source: the annotation of a GenBank genome assembly
AUGGCUUCUAGUGGCUCAGAAGACGAGAAGAUACUCAAGUAUCAGGAGGAGCUGGAGAAUGUCAAUCGCAAAUUGACCGCUGUAAGGCAGGAAACAGAACGGCUCGAGCGUUGUCAAGCUCGACUCGGCGACAAAAUUCAACGUCUCUCCCACAUCCAAGAACGGACGAACUCCGAGAAGCGCAAGGGAGUCCAUCUCUCGCUACCUCUCUCUCUGCUACCGCCCCAUAAUGAGGGCAGCCUUGCGAGGAGUAGGACUGUCAACGAAGGCUCUCGGAGAGCCCUACUCCCGUCAAGCGAAAGUAUUGGCCCCACGUUCCACCGCACCGACACCCGGAAAGCAAGAAAAGAGGCCAUGAUUUCAGUGGUAGAGGAGGACAGCCCAGAUCCUGGACAACAGUUGGACCAUGACGACGAAAGCAAUAGAUCCAUUGACGGCUCAUACACUAUGACGCUAAAGGGCGCGCAACGGUCGCCUCCAGCGAAAAUGAAUCAUCUGGUUACAUCACCAGCGUCUGGUUCGCUGCGGAUUGAUCAGCCCGGUCUCCAAUCGCCAAAUUUCAUGCCUACCUCCAUGCCAGAAGCCCAGAGGAUGAAAAAAAAAUUGGAGAAGAUGCAAGGCUUCAUGCACUACGUCUCCUUUAUUGGAGUUUUGCCAAAUUCCCUUGCGUUCUCGGGACUCAGCUGGCCACAUGCUUGCGAGGGCCAGGAGAUUGGUCGAUUGGUGGACAUGAUUAUCGACCAUAGGACCAAUGGGUGCAUCUGCAUUAAUCCAUCCCUCGAUCCUAUGCCCUCGUAUCGUAUCAGCAAACCAGCACGCUCCUCUCGUCCAUGCAGCAUUGAACGCAAGUUCAAGUCGGGAGUGUCCAACUUUGUCGCCUUGGCGCUUCUCGGCGGACUGGAUGUAACAAAGUUAUAUGAAGUGUGGAAGGUUAUUACGAAGCCGAUCUGGAUCUCCACCUAUGUCGUGGAAAUCGACCGGCAACGCGUCCAAGUCGCGGCGAGCAUUGUCGUCGCGACGCUCGAAGUGGAAGUAGCCCGAAUGUCACCGCGAAGAACAACAAGUACGAAGAUGAUUUGA